CACCCCUUCACUCCCUCCUGUCUCUCCCCACUGCCCACCUCCCCGUUCCCUUCCCCAGACUCUCCAAUCUUAUUUCCCUGUUAUGCUCUGGUAGUGUUCAGUGUGUGUACAUGGAGUCCUGGAAGCCAGAGGUCGCCGGGUGUCAUACCCUCAUUCACCCUGGGGAGCCUGGCCCCCGUGGAUCUACCACCCUCGGCUCUGAGAACAUGCCCUUCCUCUUUCAAGACCAACCAUUCAAAUCUCCUCGUAGGACUCUUUACCCAGGAGAGAGGGGGUGGCUUCUUCUUAACGCACCUCCCUUCAGGGGGCACCUAUGCAUUUGCAAAAAUUACAUUCUGUAGUUUCUUUCCCACCCACCUCUCUCUCUCUCUGUUUCUUUCCUUCAUCUCUCCAUCCUUUUCCUCCCUUUCUCCUGAAGAUGCAGGACUCCCGGGGCCAAUCCUAAGAGAAGUGCCUGGUCCUACCAGUGGGAUGGAAGGGCUGGAAGGCCCCUCUACAGACACACUCACUCACUCAAACCGACUUCCCCUUUCCUCCCCCCACUCUCAGGCUGCCUCCCUAGUGGUAGGUGCUCAAGGAAUCACAAGGUUCUAGGCUCUAAAUUAAGAUCCAAGAAAAGCCUGGAGCUGUGGGCAGAGGAACUGAGAAGGAGGAAAGCCAGAGAAGCAGAAGUAGACCCUGGAGAGGGAGGUGACAGGGACCUGGAAGUUGUAGAUGGGCUGGGGGCUAGUCAGGAAACCACUCUGGGAGUUUUUUCCCCAAAGGAUGCUAGGAAGCAAUGGAUCCUGGGUGGUAGCAGCAUGGCUGGCAGGUGGGCAGCCUGGGAGGGGAGAUGGAGGUAGAAUUGGCAAAUCGAUGAGCCAGAAAUGCACACAGGGCAAGGUUGUGCUGUGACGACCCGCUUUUCCCCCCAGUAAAGGCUGAAAAUCUAGGUCUCAGCUGAGGAAGACCUCAGACAUGGAGUCCAGGAUGUGGCCUGCACUGCUGCUGUCCCACCUCCUCCCUCUCUGGCCGCUGCUGUUGCUGCCCCUCCCACCGCCUGCUCAGGGCUCCUCCUCCUCCCCUCGAACCCCACCAGCCCCAGCCCGCCCCCCAUGUGCCCGGGGUGGCCCCUCAGCCCCACGCCACGUGUGCGUGUGGGAGCGAGCACCUCCACCAAGCCGAUCCCCUCGGGUCCCAAGAUCACGUCGGCAAGUCCUACCAGGCACUGCACCCCCUGCCACUCCAUCGGGCUUUGAGGAGGGGCCGCCCUCAUCCCAGUACCCCUGGGCUAUUGUGUGGGGUCCCACAGUGUCUCGAGAGGAUGGGGGGGACCCCAACUCUGCCAAUCCUGGAUUUCUGGACUAUGGCUUUGCAGCCCCCCAUGGGCUGGCUACACCACACCCCAACUCAGACACCAUGCGGGGUGAUGGAGGUGAGCUCAUCCUUGGAGAAGCACCUGCCACCCUGAGGCCGUUCCUGUUCGGAGGCCAUGGGGAAGGUGUGGACCCUCAGUUGUAUGUCACAAUUACCAUCUCCAUCAUCAUCGUUCUCGUGGCCACUGGCAUCAUCUUCAAGUUCUGCUGGGACCGCAGCCAGAAGCGGCGCAGGCCAUCAGGACAGCAAGGUGCCCUGAGGCAGGAGGAGAGCCAGCAGCCACUGACAGACCUGUCCCCAGCCGGAGUCACUGUACUGGGAGCCUUUGGAGACUCGCCUACCCCCACCCCUGACCAUGAGGAGCCCCGAGGGGGACCCCGGCCUGGGAUGCCCCAGCCCAAGGGGGCUCCAGCCUUCCAGUUGAACCGGAUUCCCCUGGUGAAUCUGUGAUGCUCCCCAAUGUUGGGGUGCUGCCAAGCAGGAGGCUAAGGGGCCGGAAUAGCCCCCAUCCCACUGGGGGUGGGGCAGCUGUGAGGAGCUGGGGCCACAGGUGCUCCUGGCUUCUGCCCUUGCACACCACCCUGGAACAUUCCCUGGCCCCAUGGGCAGUCCUACCUGAUCGCCCUUCUGGAGGUGGGGGCCUCACAUAUUUGUGACUUUGGGUCCCUCAUCCCCAUCCUUGCACACUCACAUGAAAGCCUUGCACACUCACCUUCACCCUCACAGGCAUUGCACACUCGUGCUUUUGUAUGGCCGGUCUUCUGCACCCUCUCCCCAUCCACAUCUCUCCGCUCAGCUGAUCUCUCACGUUCUCCCUCGUUUCGCAUUUUCACUCUCCCUCCCACAUUCUGUGCUCAGCUCAGUCACUGAGUGGUCAGUGUUUCAUGCACAUUUUACCUCUCACGUGUGUUUCCCAGCCCAGUGUUUUGGUGUUGCGUGGUGUGCCACUCUCUCCCCCAUUAACACCCACUGAUCUAGUUUCUGUGGCCCCUGCAUGCUUCCUCAGAGGUGGGUGGGAGGUGAGUGGGGGCUCCUUGUGCUCUCAUCUGUCACGGUCUCGUCCCAUCCCAUGUCAUGUGUUUCACUGUCUCCCCUAUCCCACUCCAAGGGCGCUGGCAUCACACUGAGGGCUCCCCCAUGGGAAUGGGGGUAGUGAGGCCCCAACUUCUCCCCCACCACUCUGGUAAAUUCUGUUGUCUGAGAGAUGGGUUUUGGGGGAAUCGCCUGCUGCACUACAUGAGAAAGGAACUCUUGUUUGUCCUUCCCUUCCUCCUAAGUCUCUUUUGUCUUGUCUGUCCUGGCUGUCUGUGUGUCACUCUUUGGAAUUCAGAGCCCCCUGAGCCAGUCCUCUACUUCCCAGCCUCCCUUAGGGUCUCCCUAACUCCACCCAGGCUGCCAGGGACUGGAGCCAGCUGGUUCAAGGCCAUCAGGAGUUCUGCUUCCAAAUCUACCCUUCCAUUCCUGAGCUCCCUCAUGUCCUCUCCUGUCCUUCCUUCCUUCUUCCACUCUCUCUCCUCCUGCCUCUCCACCCUUUCCUUCUCAGGUUCUUCCCUACUUCUCACUGGUUUUUCCACCUUCCUUCUUUCCCUCUUAUCUGGCUCCUAUGCUGUGAUAUAUAUUUUUGUAUUAUCUCUUUCUUCUUGUGGUGAAACUCUUGAAUUCUUGUGGGAUGUAAGUUUCAAAAUUUUCAAAUAAAGCCUUUGCAAGAUA
This is a messenger RNA of Galeopterus variegatus (Sunda flying lemur), 3066 nucleotides long. RefSeq names its product PILR alpha associated neural protein (gene PIANP). The coding region runs from base 958 to 1806 and encodes 282 amino acids. Gene Ontology annotation, cellular component: membrane. The record is from RefSeq and is a predicted model, not a curated record. Gene Ontology annotation, biological process: regulation of immune response. NCBI's taxonomy places the organism in Eukaryota, Metazoa, Chordata, Mammalia, Dermoptera, Cynocephalidae. The transcript has 5 exons.